AUGGAGAGCGUCAUGCAUCCCAGCUGGAGGGAGAUAGUCAACAAGAAGCUGAAGUUCCCCAGCGAGCUCCUCGACGCCAUCCAGGAGGGGGACCUGUUGCGGGUGCAGCAGCUGCUGCAGGGAAGCGACGGGAUCCUGCAGCAGCAGGCCGACAGUGAGGACCGUGCGUGGCGGGAAGCCCUCAACCUGGCCAUCCGCAUGGGCGGUGGGGAGAUCACUGGGACCCUGCUGCGCUACGUCAAGUUCGACUUCCGCCAGAUCCACGAGGCCCUGCUGGUCGCCGUGGACACCAACCAGCCCCAGGUGGUGAAGCUGCUGCUGGACAGGCUGGACCAGGAAAAGAGCAUCAAGAUGGACAUCAAGUCCUUCUCCUUGGCCUUCUUCGACCGCUCCAUUGAUAACGCCCGCUUCGCCCCCGGCGUGACGCCGCUCACCCUGGCCUGCGAGAAGGACCUCUACGAGAUCGUAGACAUGCUGGUGCAGAAAGGCCACGCCAUCCCCCGGCCCCACAAGAUCUCCUGCACCUGCCUGGAGUGCAGCAACGGCCGCAAGUACGACCUGCUCAAGUUUUCCCUCUUCCGCAUCAACACCUACAAGGGCAUCGCCAGCCGGGCCUACCUCUCCAUCGCCAGUGAGGAUGCCAUGCUGACCGCCUUCAAGCUCAGCCGGGAGCUGCAGCGCCUCUCCUGCAAGGAGCCGGAGUUCAAGCCAGAGUACCUUAGUCUGGAGCUCCUGAGUCAGGAGUUUGCCUUUGAGCUGCUGGGGAUGUGCCGUAACCAGAGCGAGGUGACAGCCGUGCUGAAUGACCUGGGGGACAGCGAGGAGGAGGAGGAGGAGCUGGAUAGCCAGGCCUUCGAGGAGGGCAUCCCCAACCUCGCCCGGCUCCGGCUGGCCGUCAACUACAACCAGAAGAAGUUUGUUGCCCAUCCCAUCUGCCAACAAGUGCUCUCGUCCAUCUGGUGCGGGAACCUGUCGGGCUGGCGCGGGAGCAACACGCUCUGGAAGUUCUUUGUCUCCUGUUCCAUCUUCCUGACCAUGCCCCUCCUGUGCCUGGUGUACUGGAUUGCCCCGAAGUCACGGGUUGGCAAAAUGCUGAAGAUCCCAGUGAUCAAGUUUCUCCUCCAUUCAGCCUCGUAUUUCUGGUUUCUGAUCUUUCUGCUGGUGGAGUCCUUGUUCCUGGAGCACAAGAAUCACAUCUUCUUGGGACGCAAUCAGACCGUGUGGGAGAACUCCCUGCACAUGGUCUGGGUGGCCGGCUUCUUCUGGUACGAGUGCAAGGAGGUGUGGAUCGAGGGGCUGCAUAGCUACCUCCUGGAUUUGUGGAACUGCCUGGACAUCGUCAUCCUCAGCCUGUACCUGGCCUCGUUCACACUGCGGGUACUGGUCGCCGGGAGGGGCCACCUGCACUGCCUGGACGCCCCUUCCUCGCCGGAGUGCUACUACUUCACCAGAGCCGGACGGCACGAGUGGCAGCCCGAAGACCCCCAGUUCGUCGCUGAGGUGCUGUUUGCGGUGACCAGCAUGCUGAGCUUCACCCGCCUGGCCUACAUCCUCCCCGCCCAUGAGUCCCUGGGCACCCUGCAGAUCUCCAUCGGGAAGAUGAUCGACGACAUGAUCCGGUUCAUGUUCAUCCUCAUGAUCAUUCUCACCGCGUUCCUGUGCGGACUCAACAACACCUACGUUUACUACCAGGAGUCCCAGCGACUGGGGAACUUCAACGAGACAUUCCAGUUCCUGUUCUGGACCAUGUUCGGGAUGGAGGAGUACAGUGUGGUGGACAUGCCCCAGUACGGCCUGGCGGAGUUCGUGGGGCGGGCGCUCUACGGGAUCUUCACCAUCGUUAUGGUCAUCGUCCUUCUCAACAUGCUCAUCGCCAUGAUCACCAACUCCUUCCAGAAAAUUGAGGACGAUGCGGACGUGGAGUGGAAGUUCGCCCGCUCCAAACUCUACCUGUCCUACUUCAGGGAGGGCCUGACGCUGCCUGUGCCGUUUAACGUCAUUCCCACACCGAAGUCCCUCUUCUACUCAGUCAGGGGCAUCGUCAGGUUCGUUUGCUGCUCCAAACCCAAGAGGCAACAGGAUUACCCCCCAAUUCCAACCAUCGCUAACGCCAUCCUGGAGGACGUUGGCCUGGGCGGGGAGAGCUGCCGUUCCUAUCGGCUGCAGGUCGUCAAGGCUCUGGUGCAGCGCUACAUCGACACGGCCAGGCGGGAGUUUGAGGAGAGCAGGAGGAAAGACCUGGGGAACCGUAUCACCGAGCUGAACAAGUCAGUGUCGCGCCUGCACACGGAGGUGAAGCAUCUGCAUCACAGCCUGCCCGCCCACCCUGCUCCCGCCAGCCCUCUGGAUGGGGCCAGUGUGCUGCACAGAUACAUCCUGCGGGUCCAGGACAACUUCCAGAACUUCAGCCAGGCCGCGGGCAGCUCCGGGCCGGGCUCCCCUGCCCAGGUGAUGGUGCAUCAGGAUGGGGCUGCCGGGAACGACCCCCAGCCCUACCCCAAGGCGCUCUCCCUUGGCCCCCAGCACGCGAUGUCUCCUGGGGACGGCGCCGGGGAAGGAGACCAAGCAGUAGAGCCGAGUUCCCAUCCAGCAGAGGAAGCCAACUCCGGCCCCAGCCUCUAGUGGCUCAGGGCAGCGUUUCCACGGCGAUGCAGAGCCAAGCAAUAAUAGCAACGCUCAUCACGUCUAGGGCAGCCGAAGGAUCUCAAAGCAUGUCGUAUGCUGCUCCUGCUGGCUUGUGCCCCACCCCAAGCAAGUAGGGAGCUCGCUGCCUCUCCCACACGGGGUCGGGCGCUGACGGCCCAGUCAGGCUCUCUGUCCAGGGGCAGCUGCUUUGAUAGAGAGCAGUCUGAGUAGCGGAGCUCCCCGUCCAGUCAUUAGGCAGAUGGGCUGUAGCACCAGCUGAGUUUCUUUUGCUUUGAUUCAAUGUUUAUGUCAAGUCCUUGGGUGUUACCGACUGGGCCCCUGCAAUUUAAAUAUAAAACCCCGGAGAAAAUACGUCCAACCACUGUGCCCACCACUGACAUGCUUCCCCCUCUGGGGCGCCACGAGGCAGCUGAUUGACAGCGAUUGUUUGAUCUGAGAGCUGCCUGGGUCACGGUGGAAAGAGAGGGAGAGCAGGGGCCAGGAGAUCUAUUUGAAGUGUGUCUGAGCAAGGGGCUGGCCCAGUGGCACAGGACUAGCACAAGGCACUGUCAUGCUGGGGAUCCUGCCUCAGGGCCAGGCUGGGAGUGCUGCAGGGUGCUCGGAGCCGGGGGUUGACUCGUCCUCUAGGGCCCAGCUCCAUGUGAUGCUGGAGUGGGACAGACAAGCUGCGCAGUGAGCUGUGUGCAGCCAUUGUAUAGACUGUCCCAUGUAUCCAUCUGGGAGGGAAAUCAAGGGGACUCCUAGAGACAGUGAAGCCAGUCUCUGCCUUCCUGGCCUGCCAGCUGAGGUCUUGCUCAUAGUCUGUUGUAGGUGCAAUUCUGCGAUCAGGAGGU
Trachemys scripta elegans is the source of this 3479-nucleotide messenger RNA. RefSeq names its product short transient receptor potential channel 2-like. The transcript is spliced from 13 exons. The record is from RefSeq and is a predicted model, not a curated record. The coding region runs from base 1 to 2622 and encodes 873 amino acids. NCBI's taxonomy places the organism in Eukaryota, Metazoa, Chordata, Testudines, Emydidae. Gene Ontology annotation, molecular function: protein binding; store-operated calcium channel activity; inositol 1,4,5 trisphosphate binding. Gene Ontology annotation, biological process: manganese ion transport; regulation of cytosolic calcium ion concentration; calcium ion transmembrane transport. Gene Ontology annotation, cellular component: cation channel complex; membrane.